AUGGAGUGGGGUCCAGGGAAAACAGCUCAGGGCAGAGCUCGCCUACCCUCAAGCAGGCCACGCGAAAAGCCGCAGCUGUCAUGCAACCUGUGCGGCGAUGCGGCACACCAGCCUCGUGUAACCACACAGGAUCGCAUCCGCCACCUGGAGAGUCUUGUGUUUGAUCUGAUGCAGCAGUCUUCGGUCACCCAAGGCCAGCACGGAGGAGGAACGCCUUUCUCCCCCGUCGGAAGUGCCCGUUUCCCCGUGAACACGGCUGUUGCUACUACAGGAACCGAUUCCGGCAGCAUGCGAUCCACGGGCGGAGGAGCGAACUAUGUGGUGAGUUCGCACUGGGCUGCUGUUCUCGACGGGAUUGCCGAGCUCAAAGAUCAUCUUGAUAGCGAGGAUGAGGCGGUGCACUCUGAUGUACAUGGUGUUGAGUCGCCUACCGCGGAGAUAACUGGCCCCCAGCUGCUCUACGGCUGCCCCAAGCCUGCUAGCAAGGACGAGAUAUUGGCGUCGAUCUUAAGCUUAAGCCGUCCGGUAGUAGACAGAUUGGUCUCACGUUAUUUCAAUUCUUUCGAGAUGUCCCCCGCCGUGCUUCACAGCGUGGAAUUCCUCAAGGAGUAUGAGGAGUUCUGGGAUGAUCCAUCUUCAGUGUCGCCCCUCUGGCUGGGCCUUUUGUUCACAAUCAUGUGCUUGGCAACCCAAUUCGAAAAGUUCCGCCUCGACCCUGGCGUGCAGUCCCCCGCGGCCCUGUCCAUGGAGAGAGAUCUACAGAAGAUGGCGGAUGCGUACAAACUGAGGAUUGGCCAAUGUCUUGUUCUUGGCAACUACACCAAAGGUGGCCCUUACGUGCUGGAGACGCUUAUGCUGUACAUUGCCGCUGAGGUAUUUUCAAGCACGGAUGCGGAGAUCGACAUUUGGAUCCUGACGGGGAACACGGUUCAGAUUGCCCUGCAUAUGGGGUAUCACCGAGAUCCGAAGCAUUUCAAGGGCAUGUCGUCUUUUGCUGCGGAGAUGCGGAGAAGGGUCUGGGCGACUCUUAUCGAAAUGGAUCUUGGCCUUUCUGCUCAGAUGGGACUGCCGAGGAUGAUCAAGCAGUGGCAGACUGAUACACAAGAGCCAUCUAAUCUCCAAGACAGUGACUUUGACAAGGCUACGGUUGAGAUGCCCCCUUCAAGGCCAGAAACAGAACUGACGCCGAUUCUUUACCGUCUUGUUAAAGCAAGAUUGAUGACAACGGUCGGAUAUAUCUGGGACUUUGCUGCUGAUGUCCGGCCGUACACAUACACCGAAGUCGAGAGAAUGGACAGCAAGCUGGAUGAAGCGCGAAAGUCAAUUCCAGAUUGUCUCAAGUGGCAUUCCUUCGCCCGCUGCAUUACGGAUUCGCCGCAGAUCAUUAUGCAAAAAGUUGUUCUAGAGACCUUGGUCUACCGCGCAAAGAUAAUUCUCCACCGAAAGUUCAUGCUCGGCCCCCCAGAAAACUCUGCUGAUUCCAAACGCAUCGUCUUGGAGUCAGCGCUGAAGCUUCUGGAUUACCAACACAUGCUGCAAGAGGAAUCACAGCCCUUCUGUCAGCUCUACCAAGAAAGGUGGAGGGUUUCUUCAUUGGUCAACCAUGAUUUCUUGCUAGCUACGAGCAUUCUGUGCUAUUAUCUGCAGAACACGAAACGCGAAGGCAUGCCGGUUUCUGAGUCAACGCCCAUGGACGAAACCAUUAUGGUGUCCCUCAGAAGAUCUUACGAUAUCUGGCUGCAGUCGAGCGAUUCGUCGAAAGAGGCCAGAAAGGUCGUGAAAGCAUUGAAUGUGGUUCUUGGAGUCAGCAAUACUUCAGGUACGGAUUCAGGGCUCGACUCGAGCAUGUCAUCCAGCGUUCCUUCGGGAUGUGCAUCAUCCACCAUCAACGACUAUCAAUCAGGGGUCGAGAUCCCAGCCGGUCUCGGCUCACAGUUUCCAGUACUCGAUGGUGCGAUGAUGCCGAACUGGGCCACGUUUGCGGAUGAUUUACUGGCGGCACCGAUGGCUACCCCUAGUAAUGAGUGGCAGGCAAUGGAUGCUGCAGAAACAGUGGAUACAAUGGGGUCUUUGGCAUGGCCAUGGAACCUGCAAUGUCAUGCAUUGGCGGAGAAAGUGAAUGAUGAGAGUCUGGACUGA
Messenger RNA from Fusarium fujikuroi IMI 58289, 2139 nucleotides. RefSeq lists its product as uncharacterized. The transcript is spliced from 7 exons. The coding region runs from base 1 to 2139 and encodes 712 amino acids. Gene Ontology annotation, biological process: DNA-templated transcription. Gene Ontology annotation, molecular function: DNA binding; zinc ion binding. The record is from RefSeq and is a predicted model, not a curated record. Gene Ontology annotation, cellular component: nucleus. Lineage: Eukaryota; Fungi; Ascomycota; Sordariomycetes; Hypocreales; Nectriaceae.